CGGGAGGCGCGUGGAGCUCCGAAGGAGCGUGUCCCAGCGCGGAGGCUCGGCGGCUUCCCUCCUCCGGAGGUCGGGCUCCCGCUUUCCGGACCCGCCCGGCGACCUCGCCUGCGGCGGGGCGGGCGGCGGCGGCGCCCGGGCAUGGCUUCGGCGGGCAGCGGCAUGGAGGAGGUGCGCGUGUCGGUACUGACCCCGCUGAAGCUGGUCGGGCUGGUGUGCAUCUUCCUGGCGCUGUGUCUGGACCUGGGCGCCGUGCUGAGCCCGGCCUGGGUCACGGCCGACCACCAGUACUACCUGUCCCUGUGGGAGUCCUGCCGGAAGCCCGGCAGCCUGGACAACUGGCACUGCGAGUCCACGCUCAGCAGCGAUUGGCAGAUUGCUACUCUGGUUUUACUCUUGGUCGGUGCUGCCAUCAUUCUCAUUGCAUUCCUGGUGGGUUUGAUUUCUAUCUGCGUGGGAUCUCGAAGGCGCUUCUAUAGACCUGUUGCCGUCAUGCUUUUUGCAGCAGUUGUUUUACAGGUUUGCAGCCUGGUCCUUUACCCAAUCAAGUUCAUUGAAACUGUGAGCUUGAAAAUUUAUCAUGAGUUCAAUUGGGGUUAUGGCCUGGCCUGGGGUGCAACUAUAUUUUCAUUUGGGGGUGCCAUCCUUUAUUGUCUGAACCCUAAGAACUACGAAGACUACUACUAGAACCAAUAGUCUCAAAUUAACAACGACGACAACCACCACCAUUCAGCAAAAGAAUUACGUCUGCAUCUUUUCUAACUCACUAUUUCCUAAAACACUUGUGGAGCAUCAAGCAGUUUGCUCAGUUGAUUUAAUAUCUUUUGCCUUUUGGCUGUCAACAUCAUAACUAGCUUUUACAUUCAUUUUAGGGACCCACACAAAUUAAGAGAGCCGAUUAGACAUAGGCAAAUGCUGCAAACUUCCAAUAUAUGUUCAUGUCAUUUUCUUGACAAGUGAAGGGUCUAUAUGACAGCAACCAUUGUGAGAAACUAGUUGGAAUGCGAAUUGCCUGAAUCUCCUAUUGCCUGCAGGGGAGCAGCUGGCAUAAGCAACAUUUAGAAGUUUCUUUGCACCGACAAGGAUUCCACUGUUAGAGCCCUUAUCGCCUGUUAUCCCACGCAAUGACUGCAUUGACUGUUGGUUAUUUGCUUGAGUAUGAGUCCUUGAAAAGUGAAUUGCCCUUCAGCAUCUAAUGGGAGUUGUGAAUAUAACUGGUUAAUGGUACACAUUCCACCUUCAAGAAUACUCUUUUUAAUGGGAGGUUAUGCUUUGGCAAUCAGCAUCUCCCUGGGAAGGGAGUCAAGACUUGGAAAUAUGUGCUUUUCCUUAUGUGGUUAGAAAUUGUGCCUCAGACCUAUCUAGAAUGGGGAGAAAUUGAGGGUCUCUGCUUCCCCUGGGGCAACUAGAGAGAAAUGCAUGAGUUGCUUUUGUACCCUUUAAAUCAUUUACCAAACAUUGCAGCAAGCAAUUGUGCGUAUGUAACAAGCUUAAAUGUUUUUAUAGAAGGUGAACCUUUAGUAUAAAUGGUAAUAAGUUGUUCCCUAACCCUCCACAUAUAUUUGCCUAUUACACGUAAAAUUAAUAUUUGCUCUAGUGAAGUGGUUUGAACACUAACCUUGUACACAUUAUUAAGAGGCUUAGAUUGGUAUUCACACUUAUUUACCAUACUAAUGUAUGGUACCUUAAAGCUUUUUCUCUAUGUUUGCUACUGUUUCACUGGAAAGUGUUAAUAGAAUUGCCUAAGAAGAAAAAUUGAAAUGGUGUUAAUCUGAAAAUUAAUGAUUCUACUGUAAGCACUAUAGUUCAAAAGAGAGUAGCAAUUAGGAUGAUCAUUUUGUGUAAAAGUCAUUAAAAUAGAAGGCUGCUAUUUUUUGCAAGUAUUUUAAAUGUCUUCUUUUUAAAAAUAAAAAGGAAUAGUGAUAGAUUUAUAUAAAUGUCUAAAUGUCUCAGUAGAGGAGUAGAAGUCAUCUGAUUGUCACCUGGUCCUCUGAAGUUAACUGAUUGGCUAACUGAUUUGUGCACACAAUUACGAUGGGUUUAUGUUAAGGGAAUCACUUACUGACUGUUCAAAUGGAAAGAAAUACCAAUAAUAGGGAAUAAGUUUGCAACUAAUCUCACACUGCAAACUUGUGUUAAUUCUGUUAAAUAUACAAAUUUGGAUAGUUUUAAUUAUAAACAUAUUUUUAUAUCAAAUAUACAGUUCUAAUAUAAAAGUUAUAAAUAAUUAUUUUUGUUAACAAAGACAAUAAAGCAGUAUGUUCUGGUUUUGGCCCUCUUGCAGAAAGAAGCAUUAGAAAGUUAAUUUAAAAUGGACCUAUGUGUUACUGUAUUGCAAAAUCUGUUAAGAGCAGGACAUAUCAGUAGCAUUAAUAAUUCGCUUUACUUCCCAAAGCAGAGUUCUGCUUUCAGCUUGUCUUAAGAAUGGUUGCCAAAAACAAUAGCCAAUAAAUAAAUAAAUAUUAAAACUAUUUUAUUAUUCAAAUGCUAAAAAACCCCACUUAUGUUAAGAAUUUUAUAUAGACUCACAAAUAUGAAGUAUGAGACUUAUUUUAGCAAUGAUAGACAAAAGUGAUUAAAUACAUCAUAGAAAUCUUUACAAAAGUCUAUGAUUUAUAAAGAAUCAUAAGAAACUAUGAGUGGAAAUAUCCCAGAAAGACAUUAGUAUUAUAGAAUUUUUUAAAGCAAUUUUCUUGAGAAAUAGUAAAAUCUGGGGCAGACUGUCUUGCAGUUAAUUGUGUAUUGUCAGAGCAGCAUGAGAAAUACGAUAUUUGGAUAGGGAAUUCAGCAGCUAAACACCCUCUAUUGUGAGAAGAUGUCUUUAUACCCAAAUAAUGGAAGAACUGUACUUUGGUGCUUACAUCAGUGAGGCACUUUUCUUGGUCCUAGUAGAGGAUGCAGUGUGCUGUUAAAACAAUAUCAUGUCUCAAGUCUUACCAAGUUUUUAUUCUCUGUCAAUAUGACAAGCUGGAAAGUGACAUAAAAUAUGUUAUAGGUUAAAGAACACAUAUUUGAAGUUUACUGAAAAGUAGAUUUCUUAUGUAACUUUUCCCCCUUCCCAGUGAAGAGCCCUAUGCUAUAUUUCUACCAUUAUUAAUUUUUGGAAGUGUUUCAUUAUUAACAAGUUCAGUACAACAUGAAAACUGUUGCAGUACAUCCAAAAUACAAUUUUGUCUGUCAGAAUAAACAUAGUGAAAUUUUCUCCUACAUUAACAUUGUCUUUGCAGCUUUAGGUUUGUUUGAUGUUUUCUUAAGCAAAAUUGUUAACCACAAACCCAUUGUUUAUCUUAGAAAUAUGUAUAUACUCACACACAUAUAGCAUAUUCAGCAGGGCUAGUUAUUUGGAUUUCUUGCACAACUAUUUAGCUUUUUGUAAUUUCAACAUGUAAAUUUUAAAGACAUAAAUAUAGAGAGACCUAUGUGUUUGAAACAUAAAUGAUAUAUAUGGAUUAGCAUGUACCUGUAUAUUAUUAAACAUGCAAUGAACUGACUGGUAAGUGAUGUCUAAUUGUAUGGCUAGCAAUGUAAUUUAUUCAGACUGUAUUUUUGUACAGAGCAGCGCACACUAACCUAUGCCUCUGUGUCCUCUUUAAUGCCUAAAACUGUGCCUAGAAAUUUCAUCUGUCUUAAAAAAUAAAAUAUACUUCAUGCUGUUUAUGCUAUUAGUUUCUCUACUGCUAUUCUGUAUUUAUUAUUUUAAAAUAUAUGACCUGUUUACUACUUAAAUAUGAAUUCAUGGUAUCCUGGUUAUUUUUUCCUAACAGUCAUUUGAGAGAAAACCUGUUUAUCACUCCAGUGAUUUGAGUUUGCAGUUUCACGAUCAGUUCUUCAUUUCAUAAUUUUUGUAGUUGACAUGAAGUUUAUCUAUGUGGAAAAAAUUAAAAUAAAAGUGGUUUCACUGGU
Carlito syrichta (Philippine tarsier) is the source of this 3903-nucleotide messenger RNA. RefSeq names its product transmembrane protein 47 (gene TMEM47). The coding region runs from base 142 to 687 and encodes 181 amino acids. NCBI's taxonomy places the organism in Eukaryota, Metazoa, Chordata, Mammalia, Primates, Tarsiidae. Gene Ontology annotation, cellular component: membrane; cell-cell junction. Gene Ontology annotation, biological process: cell-cell adhesion. The transcript has 3 exons. The record is from RefSeq and is a predicted model, not a curated record.